GGUUUUGCCGCCUUAGAGAGUUUGACUCUGCACUUCGAAGUGAAGGAGGGAUAAUGUCUUUCGAAAGCAAGGGCUUUUGGGUGGCGAAGGGUCCUGGUUGUUUAACUGAUGGAGAGUUGGCUUAUGAUAACCCGUCCAGAAAUGAACCAAAGCGUGCUCAUCAAUGGUUUAUAGAUGGUAAUGAACCAGAGCUAUUUUCUAACAAGAAGCAAGCAAUAGAAUCUUCAAAUAACAAGUCGGUUUCAGGAAUUGCAAAUAUGGGUGUUUCUCAAUGGGAAAAUACUUUGAAUUUCCAGUCAGUCUCAGGGCAGUUCAGUGACAGGUUAUUUGGAUCUGAAACUGCAAGAGCUAUAAAUUUUGGUGGUAGGAACAUUCAAUCUGUCAAUGCUGGGAAUUUGAAUAUGAGAAGCAAGGAUGUUGAUGAACAAUUUGGAAAUGAUCCGUCUGUUGGUUUAUCUAUAUCUCAUACAAUGGAAGAUCCUGGUUCAUGUCUCAGUUACAGUGGUAUCAGAAAAGUUAAAAUUAAUCAGGUCAAGGACUCUGACAAUGGCAUGUGUGUAUCAAUGGGACAAAUAUACAAUACUGGGGACAAUGCUACCAUGUCAAUGGGUCACACAUAUAAUAGGGCGGAUGAGAGGACUAUAUCAAUGGGUCACACACAUACUAGGGGGGAUGAGAGUACCAUUUCAAUGGGUCACACCUAUAGUAGGGCAGAUGAUAGUGUCAUAUUAAUGGGCCACACCUAUAGCAGGGGAAAUGAUAAUACCAUUUCAAUGGGCCACCCCUAUAGCAAGGGAAAUGAUAAUUCUAUAUCAAUGGGUCGCAGCUAUAAUAGGGGGGAUGACAAUGCAAUAUCAAUGGGUCGCACCUUUAACAGGGGGGAUGACAAUGCAAUAUCAAUGGGUCACACCUACAACAGGGGGGAUGACAAUGCAAUAUCAAUGGGUCACACCUACAACAGGGGGGAUGACAAUGCAAUAUCAAUGGGCCACACCUAUAGUAGGGUGGAUGACAAUACAAUGUCAAUGGGUCAGAGCAAUAGUAGGGGUGAUGAAAACAUUUCAAUGGGUCAGGUCUAUGAUAAGGGGAAUGAGAAUACUAUAUCAAUGGGUCACAACUACAAUAAGAGUGAAGAAUGUACCAUAUCAAUGGGUCACAACUUCAAUAAGGGGGAGGAAAGUACUGCAUCAAUAGUUCAUGCCUAUAAUAAGGGGGAUAGCAACACCAUAUCAAUGGGUCACAUCUAUGACAAGGGGGAUAAUAUCAUCUCAAUGGGGCAUAUUUUUAACAAGGGAGAGAGCACUACCAUAUCUUUUGGUGGCUAUGAUGAAGAACCAGAGAUUAACCCAUCUGGUGGGCUUAUAAGCAGCUAUAACUUGUUAAUGAGUCAAUCUUCUGUUCAGCCCUUGCAAUCACGUGGUGGGAAGGAACUGGUUGAUUCAAAUGCAGAUCGUUUUGUAAGUACCGCUCAGCUGGCAACAUCUGGAUCUAAAGCUGUUCCUAAGAACAAAACAGAGCUAAAAAUGUCUAAGAAGUUAUCUCCCAAUAACUUCCCUUCAAAUGUCAAAAGCUUACUAUCAACUGGUAUGCUAGAUGGAGUCCCUGUGAAGUAUAUAUCCUGGUCUCGAGAGAGGGAGCUUCGGGGAGUCAUAAAAGGCUCUGGAUAUUUAUGCAGCUGUCAGUCAUGUCACUCGUCUAAGGCAGUAAAUGCUUAUGAGUUUGAGCGCCAUGCUUGUUGCAAAACAAAGCACCCUAAUAAUCACAUUUUCUUUGAGAAUGGGAAGACAGUAUAUGGGAUUGUUCAAGAACUAAGGAGUACACCUCAGAACUUGUUGUUUGAAGCAAUUCAAACUGUGACAGGUUCUCCAAUCAAUCAGAAGGCCUUCUGUGUCUGGAAAGAAUCAUUUAAAGCUGCUACACAUGAACUUCAGCGUAUCUACGGGAAGGAUGAGUUACGACAAUCUCAAAAGGAGCUUCCUUGACUUGCCUUGUUCAAACUGUGAAUUAGGGUAAACAGUUAAAAACAUUUCAUUUGUGCACAUAAACAUGUGGUUUUUGGGUAUCAUAUUAUGCACUCAUUAUAGAUAAGAACCUGAUAUCCUUUGUGGUUUUAUGACAAGUUCCCUUGGAUAGAACUAUUGCUGUUGUAUUUCGAAUUAUAGUGUAGAAAAGGCAAAAAUUCCUU
Messenger RNA from Telopea speciosissima, 2185 nucleotides. RefSeq lists its product as uncharacterized. The transcript has 6 exons. The record is from RefSeq and is a predicted model, not a curated record. The coding region runs from base 54 to 1982 and encodes 642 amino acids. NCBI's taxonomy places the organism in Eukaryota, Viridiplantae, Streptophyta, Magnoliopsida, Proteales, Proteaceae.